AUGGGUGAGCGAGCCCUCUGCCGAGCCGAGCCAUGCUCUGGCACCAUCCCCAGGACACGCCAGGAGCUAGGAGACUCAAUUCUUCUGAUCCCGGUCAGCUUCAUCUUGCUCAACGUGGGGAUGAACGUGGUGACUAUGCUCUGGAGGCAUCUGAAGAGAUUCUUGCGGGCACUUUUCAAACGUAUUUUCCCCAAAGACAAGCAAGCCAGCUGUGUAGGCAGCCAUCGCAUGCGCAGGCGCUGCUCCCUGGAUCCCAAGAACCUGUGCUCAAGAGAUUCUUCCCGCUUCCGCCAUCGCCCAAGCUUCCUGCUCGGGCACCCAAACCACCUUGAAUCCUGGAUACCAGACACAAAAGAUGAGAAGGCUUCUAAGUGCUGCUGGAUGCCGCCUCAGUGUGGACGGGCUGGGGCUUCCACGGAGGCUCCACAGGGACUGUGGAAGGAGCGGGUAGUGGGAGCUGGGGAGGCCCCUCCGGUCACAGCCUUAAAGUCCCAAGCCAACUUUUACUCCAGGUAAGAGACAUCUUCCAAGCUCCGCAGGAUGAGCAAGGUGGAUGUGGUUCCACUCCGCCUGCCCCAAGAGAGCAAGACUAAGACCCCAGACUCUGACCCAGCCCAGGCCCCAGCCCGGGCCCAGACCCGCCCCCAGUCUGAGACCUGCUCCCGAGGCCACGCCCAUGAGCACACUUCCGCCCAGGCCCAGGCCUUCUCCCUAGUGCACCCCACUGGGAACACUCCUGCCAAAGCCCAGACCUUCUCCUCUACCCACCCCACUGAGCACGCCCUGCCUCAGGCCCAGACUUGCUCCACAUUCCACCCCCCUGAGCACACCACCCCCCAGGCCCAGACCCCCUCCCCAGCCCUCACCCCUGAGCACAGGCCUGCCCAGGUCCAGGGCCCUGAGCAUACCUCAGCCCAUACCCCAGCCCAGGCCCAAGCCCAGGCCCCCUCACGUGCCUCAGCCCUGUCCCUGGGCCACAUAUCUGUCUGCACCCUGACCCAUGCUCAUCUGACCUAUACCCAUGCCAACACUCUGGUCCCUCCCCCAACUUCUGCCCCUGCUACUACUCCUGCCCUAGUCCCUACACCAGCCCCUGUCCCGACCUCUGACACAACCUCUGUCCUAGUGCUGGUCAUGGCCCUGACAACCACUCCAGUCCCUUCCACCACCCCUACCCUCAUCCUAGAUUCUAUUCCCUCUACCUUGUCUGCCUUCAGCCAAGGCCUCUCCUCCAGCCGUGUGGUCUACGAUGCCCGCAGGGUAAAGCAGAACUUAUUCCAUUUGUGUCCCCCUCAGAACUCUGGGUAUUCCAGAAAGGACUUGGGUACCCUCUCCAGGCCCCAAGAGAGGCAUGGUCUGGUGAGCUCUGGUACGGCUGAACUCAAGCAAUGUAGUGGGGACAGUGCUAAGCCCUCCACAGGUUCCAUACUGGGUUACCUGGAGUUGGGGAAUAUGGAAUGGAAGAUCUCAAAUGAUGCCAAAGACAAAUUUGUACAGUCCAAGAUUCCCUACUGCGGCUUCCUUCCUUGCAGGUCUGAGAAGAGAAACACGGACACCCAGACUCCAGUCUACCCCACAUUCCUGUACUCCAAGGAUGCUGCACCUUCUCAACCUUGUUUCCAUUCUCGAACCAGUGCCCAGAGCUCACCAUGCACCAUGCCUCCACCAUGCACUCUUUAUCUGCCUCUUGUUUCUCCCAGAUCAUGGGUCCUUCAUCAACACAGCAACCACCAGAAGCCCUCCACCUUAAUACAACCCCCCACCUUUCCCCCAACCUCCAAGUCUCCUCGGUCUGUCCUCUCUUCCCAGGGCCCCAUCCCUCCCCAGUUAUCCACUACUUUCCAAACCCCAAGCCAGGCCCAACCCCCUGGACUUCAUAAGACUUCCGGCCUCAACCAAGGCUCUGUCCUCCCAAGGACCCCAGGCCCUUCCAAAGUCUGCAGAGUUUCCAGAAACCCAAGCCUUACCCCAAACCCAGCCCUCCCCAAGAACCCAGGCCUUGCUCAAGAUCCAGGCCUCCACAAGCUUCCAGGCCUUACCCAAGAUGCUGGAAUUUACAGGGGCUCAGAACAUACCCAUGACCCUAGCUUACACAACUCAGGAAUUAAUCGAGAUCCUGGCCCCCAUAAGGGUCCAGCCCUUACUGAAGACUCUGGCUUAUCCAAGAGAUCAGGCCUCCAUAACAACUCAUGCCUUAUCCCAAAUCCUGGCCUCCACAGGAACCCUCUAGGAACUGACUCUGUCCAAGUUUUGGGCCCACAUCAGACCCGAAAGUCAUUUAUAUCUGAGGCAGUUCGUCGAAAGGAGGAUGCUGGGCAGCACAUACCAUGGACUUCUGUCCCACCCAGUCAGAACUCCUGCUCUCCCAAGGCUCAGGUGGCCUACAAUGACCUGCUAACCUUCUCAGAGGUACCUGUACUGAUUGAGCUGCAAUCACCCUCCCGGCGAGCAGGCAGCCAAGACUGGGUGUACCAGCCCAUGGAUACAGUUCCUCCAGCCUGCCAGAACUAUCGCCAGAUGUCUACGCCUCCCAAAGCCAGCUGGAAGCCCUACUGUCCUGGGUCAGGCACCCGGCUAGGGCAUGUGGUCUUUGGCGUCCGCCAGAGACAGUUCAGAGCAGGCAGGGACAAGUGGCUGUCUCCCAGGCGCCUUCACCGAGAGACAUCCAACAACUCACGGAGACCAUCAAGGAGUGGGGAUAUCAGUGUGCUCAGAGCAACUUAG
Molecule: messenger RNA, 2724 nt
Organism: Aethalodelphis obliquidens (Pacific white-sided dolphin)
Lineage: Eukaryota; Metazoa; Chordata; Mammalia; Artiodactyla; Delphinidae
Gene: SPEM3
Product: SPEM family member 3
Biological process (GO): flagellated sperm motility; sperm individualization
Cellular component (GO): cytoplasm
Source: RefSeq, a predicted model, not a curated record